UAUUUGCCGCCUCUCUCUUUCUCUCUGGAGGUGGUGAUCGUGUCCAGUCCAGCCUGGUUCAGCUCAGACUGCAGCCCAGAGGACAGAAGGAAGCUCAUCUCCUCCUUCAUCUCCUUAUCCAGCCCCUCGCCUCACGCCUUCCUGCUGUGCGUCCCCGUCAACCAGCCGGCCGACGGAGAGGCCAAGGCGCUGGACGUCCUGACGGAGCUGCUCGGGCCCUCCGCCGUCAGCGGCCACACCGUCGUCCUCUUCACCCACACCGAGGAGCUGGAGGAGGACGAGAAGCUGGAGGAGUACCUCGUCACGUGGCGCAAGGACCUGCUGGAGCUGGUGGAGAGAUGCGGCGACCGCUACCACACCCUGGAGGGCCGCGGGGGAGGCCCGGAGGAGGGGAAGGCGGUGGAGGAGCUUCUGGAGAAGGUGGAGCAAGUGGCCCAAGAGAGCGGGAGCUUCAGCUGCCCUCUGUACCAGGAGGCCGAGGAGAGGGUGAGGAGGAGGCAGGAGGAGCUGGCGAGGCAGAGGAGAGGAGGGCAACCCGGCGACUCGGAGGAAAACCUGACGGAGGAAGAAAUGGAGGCAGUUCGUGAGGAGGCGGAGAGGAGCGUGGGCGACCUGGACGUGGAUGUGGACGGUGUUUUCCCCUCGGCCAGCGUCUCUCCUUCCUCCCCUGCCCCGUCCUUCCUCUGGGGCUUGUGGGAGAAGCUGACCGGCUGGAUUAGAUGGCCCACCUUCGUGAGAAGGGAGGCCCUGCUGGGGGCCCUGGUAGGCCUGUUUGUGGGGGGGCCGUUCGGAGGCAUGGUGGGGGCCACGGUGGGGUCUGUAGCUACCGAGGUGGGGAGAAGAAAAACACAGAAAACCAAAUGAGAGAUCAUAUAUCAUGCAAGAGUUCACAGUAUUUGAGCAGAGCAGGGUGUCGCUGUGGCCUCAGCAGCCCUCAGCCUCAAGUUUAUCCUGAUCACUGUGCUUCACUACUCGAUUUCUACACUGGAUUACACUUUGUAUUUAAGCUUUAAAGUGAUGAAUGAAUUAUAAGUGUGUUGGAUCCUUAAUAAUCCCCUCAAUAGGACGAACUUUUCCACAUUUGAAAACCUAUUUCGGCUGCUGUGUGUCAUCCUCGUCUUGACGGCUCGACUGAGUUUGACUCAGAUCUUCUUCCACUACAUUCAGUCUGCAGACAUAAGGCAGUGCGUCCACCCAAAGUGUUUUUCUUUCUUUAUUUUCCAGCUGAAAACAUCUGAAAACAUCCAUCUGGGAGCGUUUGAGUGUUUACUGGAGGCCUUGUUUUUAGCCGAGACGCUUCAGUCGCUACGACAGAGAAUAUCGAUGGACGUGAGGUGUCACGGUAACAAAGUGCUCCUCCAAGUAUUAGUUUUCAUAAUAAUAUUGAGGUAGUUCGGACACUCAGAGAGCAGCAGUAUUAACUCCUCUAGCCAUUGCUUAACCCUCGUACAAGCAGGACAGUUGGUGUUCGUUCUAACUUUCUCAGCAAACAGAAAAUUCCAUUACAGACAACUGACAAAACCUUAGAAAAGAAAACUUUAACAACAAUUCAAUAAUUUCCCUGAGGUACCCUACCAAAGGGAUCAAUAAAGUUAUGUCUAAUUUAAUCUAAACCUGCAACAGUUGAUUGUUUUUUACCACUUAGGGUGCAACAGUUGGUUAUUUAGACGUCACACGGAUUGCCCCCGUACAGUUUUUUUCUGGAAGCUUUUUUCUGCCCUAUGGCUAAAAAACGACUUAUGAGAGCCGUGAGAGUGAAUGAAAAUGGUAAAGAAGCAAAAUAUUGAGUUUAAAGAUGCUAAAGCUCUGUGAGGCUGAGCUGAAGUUCAGGACUGGGUUCCAUCACCAUCACCAAAAACAUUCCAGUUAUUCACAUUAUUUCACUAAUAGUUGUGA
Stegastes partitus (bicolor damselfish) is the source of this 1896-nucleotide messenger RNA. RefSeq names its product GTPase IMAP family member 7-like. The record is from RefSeq and is a predicted model, not a curated record. The annotation marks the transcript as partial. The transcript has a single exon. Gene Ontology annotation, molecular function: GTP binding. NCBI's taxonomy places the organism in Eukaryota, Metazoa, Chordata, Actinopteri, Pomacentridae.